CUGGGCCAAGUCCUGGAGUUCAUGUACACCGCGCGGCUGAACCUGAGCCGGGAGAACGUGGAGGAUGUACUGGCCGUGGCUGGGUUCCUGCAGAUGCAAGAGAUUGUCAAUGCCUGCACCGCCCUGAAAUCGCUCAGUAUAACCGCGGUGCAGGCUGCGCAUGGCUUGGAGGCGCUCUCUUCCGGACAAGCAGACGUCCUACAGGCAGAGUGUGAUGCCGCCAGUGACCUGGAGACCAGUGACCGAGAGCCAGCUGUGUACCCGCAGGAUGAGACGGGGGGUGGCACCUGUGAGGAGGGCGGCAUUGUUGGAGAGCCAGGGCCCCAAGAGGCGGAAGGAAAGGAGCCUGAGACCAGUCCCCUACAGGAGCCAGUACUAUCGGCCUCAGAUGGAGAUGCUGAUAAUAGACAGGCGAAACUGGGCGAUUUGUUGAGUUCGGCAGCCUGGUCACCAACUUCUCAAGAGAAGAAUGAGGACCAACAAGUGACGGAACCACAGGCUAAAGAGCAAGAGAUGUCCAGUGAGCCGCCGCAGGAGGCAGUCAGAGAGAACCCUACGGAGAGGAUCUCAGAAAACGUAACAGACCAGGACGAUGAGGGUUUGUGUGCGCCAGAGCAUGAGAACAACCAGGAGAACGAUGAGACCAUGGAUGAUGCCAGAAUGGAGAAUGAAGACUCUGUGGAUGAAAAUGUGUCCUCUACGGAAAACACUGCCCAGGACACCUCAGGGGCUCUGCGUCAGCUGCGCUCCUCAACCAUGAAUUAUGCUGAUCGCACAGAAUCCCGUCAGUACAGCGCCACUACCCAUGUGUGUGAGUUCUGUAAUAAGGAAUUCACCCACACCGGUAACUACACCCGUCACAUCCGUAUACACACCGGGGAGAAGCCGUACCACUGCCAGGAGUGUGACAAGGCUUUCUCCGACCCCGCGGCCUGUAAAGCCCAUGAGAAGACGCACAGCCCAUUGAAGCCUCACGGCUGUGACGACUGUGGUAAGAGCUAUCGGCUGGUCAGUCUGCUGAACCUGCACAAGAAGCGGCACAUCGGGGAACCCAAUUACUACUGCAAGGUCUGUUGCAAACACUUCACCACAUCGGGUAACCUCAAGAGGCACCAGCUGGUCCACAGCGGAGAGAAGCCGUACCAGUGCGAGUACUGCAACCGCCCCUUCUCUGACCCCACCUCCAAGAUGCGGCAUCUAGAGACGCACGACACCAACAAGGAGCACAAGUGCCCCCACUGCGACAAGAAGUUCAACCAGCUGGGGAACCUGAAAGCUCAUAUGAAGAUCCACAUUGCGGACGGGCCGCUGAAGUGCAGAGAGUGCGGGAAACAGUUUACCACCUCAGGGAAUCUGAAGAGACAUCUGCGGAUCCACAGUGGAGAGAAGCCGUAUGUGUGUGUCCACUGCAAGAGGAAAUUUGCUGACCCGGGGGCCUUACAGCGGCAUGUGCGGACCCACACGGGGGAGAAGCCGUGUGUGUGCAUGAUCUGUGGGAAAGCGUUUACUCAGGCAAGCUCGCUGAUCGCCCAUGUCCGCCAGCACACGGGGGAGAAGCCAUAUGUAUGUGAGCGCUGUGGAAAGAGGUUUGUUCAGUCCAGUCAACUCGCCAAUCACAUCCGACACCACGACAACAUCCGCCCUCACAAGUGCAAAAUAUGCAGCAAGGCUUUCGUCAACGUGGGCGACCUGACCAAGCACAUCAUCAUUCACACCGGGGAAAAGCCGUACCUGUGCGACAAGUGCGGCCGAGGCUUCAACCGAGUGGACAAUCUGCGUUCUCACGUAAAGACGGUACACAAGGGCAAGGCAGGCAUGAAGAUGGUGGACAGGGAGGAGGGCGAGGUGGACGAGGAGGAGGUGAAUAUUGUGACGGUGGCCUCUGAUGAGAUGGUGACGCUGGCAACAGAGGAUAUCGCCGACGCGGGUGUUACAGAGCUGACCGUGGUUCCGAUCUCGGCCUCGGUCACAGCAGAUGAGACAGAAGCACUUAAAGCCGAGAUCACCAAGGCGGUGAAACAGGUGCAAGAAGCGGACCCAAACACGCAGAUUCUGUACGCCUGCGACUCCUGCGGAGACAAGUUCCUGGACGCCAGCAGCCUUGCGGAGCACGUCCGGAUGCACACAGCCCAGGCACUGGUCAUGUUCCAGUCGGACACUGACAUUUAUCAGCAGUACAAUGCCCAGACCACGUGGCACACGGAGCAGGUGAUUCAGUCCGGCGAGCUCCUCUUCCGGCACCGGGAAGGGACAGACGUUCAGCCGCAGCCGAUGGAAUGCCAGAAUCCUGCCGAGUGACCGUUCCUCGGUGCAGGAUGCUGGGAGGACCGUGCGGACGCGGGAUGGGGGAAUGUUCUCCAACGCUCCAGCUAAUUCCGCAGAGAUGUAAACUUGUAUUUGUGAUAAGUUAUGGCCUGUACCAGCGCCCUUAUGUGUUAAAUAAAUAUUAUUUUUUAA
Messenger RNA from Pseudophryne corroboree (corroboree frog), 2457 nucleotides. RefSeq names its product zinc finger and BTB domain containing 17 (gene ZBTB17). Gene Ontology annotation, biological process: regulation of transcription by RNA polymerase II. NCBI's taxonomy places the organism in Eukaryota, Metazoa, Chordata, Amphibia, Anura, Myobatrachidae. Gene Ontology annotation, molecular function: protein binding; RNA polymerase II cis-regulatory region sequence-specific DNA binding; DNA-binding transcription factor activity, RNA polymerase II-specific. The record is from RefSeq and is a predicted model, not a curated record. The coding region runs from base 22 to 2298 and encodes 758 amino acids. The transcript is spliced from 13 exons.